Messenger RNA from Camellia sinensis, 1285 nucleotides. The record is from RefSeq and is a predicted model, not a curated record. Lineage: Eukaryota; Viridiplantae; Streptophyta; Magnoliopsida; Ericales; Theaceae.
AGAGAAGAUCAGAAAACAACGACAACUUUGAUUUCUAUUUUCAAUCGAUUGAAACGAUUCUAGGGUUUUUUAUUUUAUGGCCGACGCGCUUUCUGUGAUUCCUCCUGCCGUUCUCCGAAACCUCUCCGACAAACUCUACGAGAAGCGGAAGAAUGCUGCUCUUGAAAUUGAAGGAAUCGUGAAGCAGCUAGCGGCGGCGGGAGAGCAUGAUAAGAUUACGGCCGUGAUAAAUUUGUUGGCCAAUGAGUUCACGUACUCGGCACAGGUGAAUCACCGGAAAGGAGGAUUGAUUGGACUGGCUACAGCCACUGUUGCUUUGACUGGUGAAGCUGCACAGCAUCUUGAGGUUGUUUCGAGGGCAUUAGUUGAAAAUGCAAGAACCUUAAGAUUGCCUACUUAUUUGCAUGAAAGAUUAAGUUUAAUCCGUAAUGCAAAGACGAAACAUGAAGAGGAAGGAAUUGCUCCACCGAUUGAUAGAAUUGCGGCAUGCAUGAACAUGUCCCAAACAAAAGUCAGGAAUGCAACAGAGGCAAUUAGUAAGGUCUUCUCUCUUGAUAGGGAAGCAUUCCCCUCUUUAAAUGUCCUUCCAGGAGAAACACUUCAUAGUUACUUUGCAGAUAAUCACCUCGAGAACAAUCCAUGGCAUGGAGUAGAUGAGUGGGCACUCAAGGAUGAGGUAAAUAAGCUUAUUAGUACAACACUAAGAGAACGGGAGAGAGUUAUUAUACGUCUUUACUAUGGCCUGGACAGUGAAUGCCUUACUUGGGAGGAUAUUAGUAGACGGUGGGUACUGCUAAACACUAUCCAUGACAUCUCUCAGGUGGCCAAAUAUGCUGAUGAUAUAUAGACAUACUUUUAAAAAUGCUCUGGAGUUGAUUCUGUCAUGCAUGCUUUUGAAAUUAAAGAAAGAAUGCUGAUGCUAAAGCUAUAUUAUAGGGGAGCACUUUUUACUUUUAAAUCGUUGCAUGUGGUCUAUAAUCAAAUCAUUCAGAUGAACUUUAGCCCUCUGAUUGAUGCAAAAAUUUGUGUGGUGAUAUUGACAUGAUUCAAAUUUCCAUUUAUAGAUACAACUAACUAGGCAACCAAAGGAAAUGAUCAAUAAUAUUAACAUGGUGCAAUGCAUAUAUAAACUCGAUCAUGUACUCUUUUGAACCUUUACAUUGGUGACAUUGUGAUUUCUAGGUCCUUUUCCCUGCCUGUUUAUUGAAAUCCUUCUUUUGCUUUCAUAUUUUUUUUUUUUUUUGGGUCCAAAUUAACUUAGUAGUUUUGAAUGUCAUUAUGUCCA